AUGCUUCACGGGCAAAAGCAAAACAGGCUGAAUCUGGCGCCAAGCCAGAUCCCCGCUGCCCCUUGCCCAGGCAAGGCCAGCAAGGCCCGCCAAGAAAAAGCCUGGAGAAACCCGAACCAACCCAAAAUCAACUUCCUCUGGGCGGUGCACCAGAUCCACCAUUCCUCGGAGGACUUCACCCUUUCCACCGCCCUCCGCCUCUCCGUCUUCCAGCGCCUCGUCCACUUCGGGUUCUACCAGCCUCUCGCUCUCCUCGGGAUUCCGAAGACGUCGGUGCUGGUUCACAUGGGGUUCAACUACCUCUUCCAGUUCUGGGUUCACACGGAGGUGAUUCGGAAGCUCGGCCCGAUCGAGUGGGUUUUCUGCACGCCCUCCUCGCAUAGAGUUCACCACGGAGCGAACAAGUGGUGCCUCGACAAGAACUACGGCAGCCUCCUCAUCAUCUGGGACAGGAUCUUCGGCACUUUCCAGGAGGAGAAGGAGGACGAGGAGAUCGUCUACGGCCUCGUGGAGCAGCCGCAGUCCAUGAAUUCCGUGUGGCAUGAGGUAGGUCACUGGAGGUCAGAGGUGGAAGAGAGGUCACUGGAGGUCGGAGGUGGACGAGAGGUCACUGAUGGUCGGAGGUGGACGAGGGGUCACUGA
Penaeus chinensis is the source of this 642-nucleotide messenger RNA. Its product is annotated as alkylglycerol monooxygenase-like. Gene Ontology annotation, molecular function: iron ion binding; oxidoreductase activity. The transcript has 3 exons. Bases 1 to 642 code for a protein of 213 amino acids. The record is from RefSeq and is a predicted model, not a curated record. Gene Ontology annotation, biological process: lipid biosynthetic process. Lineage: Eukaryota; Metazoa; Arthropoda; Malacostraca; Decapoda; Penaeidae. Gene Ontology annotation, cellular component: endoplasmic reticulum.